Messenger RNA from Capronia coronata CBS 617.96, 474 nucleotides. RefSeq lists its product as uncharacterized. The transcript is spliced from 2 exons. Lineage: Eukaryota; Fungi; Ascomycota; Eurotiomycetes; Chaetothyriales; Herpotrichiellaceae. Gene Ontology annotation, cellular component: membrane. The record is from RefSeq and is a predicted model, not a curated record. Bases 1 to 474 code for a protein of 157 amino acids.
AUGCCUGUCAUCUCCAGAAUCCUGUCCAUCGCCCUGCGGGUGGCCGAGAUUGCAUUUGCUGCUGUUGUGGCUGGCCUCGUCGGAUCCUAUCUUCACGACUACCGCAGCGACAGCGGCUUGCCUCUAGCUCGCUUCAUCUACGUUGAGAUCAUCGCCGGCAUAUCCAUCCUCCUCGGCCUUCUGUGGCUUCUCCCAUUCGCAAGCGGCUUCUUCCACUGGCCUGUCGAUCUCCUCCUCUCCUUUGCCUGGUUCGCUGCGUUCGGCCUGCUCGUCAACUAUGUCAAUAGAACUACCUGCGGUGGCCACACUUUUGACUGGGGACAUUUGACUCGCGGCGGCUUCUGUCAACGCUGGAGAUCAACCGAGGCUUUCUCGUUCCUGUCUGCCAUCAUCUGGCUUGCCAGCGCCUUACUGGGACUCUGGUUCAUCCGUCGUGAGAGAAACAAGACAGCACCUGUUGACGAUAGAGCGUAA